This is a messenger RNA of Antechinus flavipes (yellow-footed antechinus), 2292 nucleotides long. RefSeq lists its product as uncharacterized. Gene Ontology annotation, molecular function: peroxiredoxin activity. NCBI's taxonomy places the organism in Eukaryota, Metazoa, Chordata, Mammalia, Dasyuromorphia, Dasyuridae. The record is from RefSeq and is a predicted model, not a curated record. The transcript is spliced from 5 exons. The coding region runs from base 114 to 827 and encodes 237 amino acids.
GUUACGAGUCCUGCGGGCGCAAGCUCAGUUUUACUCUUCCAGUCCCUAGAAGUCUGUUUGUGAAAGGUGAGCGACCCGUGGGCAGGAGCCGAGCCGGUCUAGGACACUUCACUAUGGCACUCCUGUUUCGCCUUCUGCGCCCGGGGCUGAGUUCGUGUGUUCCUCGGUUAUUAACAAAUGGCUUUGGGACCCUUUCAACAGUUAAAGUAACAAGCCAUCCGAAUGAAACGCCAUCAGAAGAGGCCACAAAGGCUAUCAGUCGUUAUCCUGUUCCUUACAAAAAGGACCUACCUUUUGAUAUAGUGGAGCUCAUGGAAGAGGUAGAAAAAAAAACUGGAUUUUUACCGAAUGUCUUUAAGGUGUUAGCACAUCGACCUGGGGAAUUCAGAGCAUUUUUUGCUUACUAUAAUGCCAUUAUCAACAAAGAAACAGGACAUCUCAGCAAGGCUGAUAAAGAACUCAUCAUCGUAGCUACAAGCGUUAGUAAUAGGUGUCCCUACUGUGUAAUUGCCCAUAGUGCUCUACACAGAAUAUAUUCCAAAAAUGCCAUUCUGGCUGAUCAGGUCAUCGUUAAUUGGAAAAAGGCCGAUUUAUCACCUCGAGAGUUAGCUAUGCUAGAAUUUGCUCUUGCUGUUAGUCGGGCUGAUGAAAUAACAGAAGAACAUUUUAAAAAGCUGGAAUUGCAGGGCUUUGAUCGAGAAGAUGCCUGGGACAUAGCUUCCAUUUCUGCUUUCUUUUCUAUGUCUAAUCGUAUUGCUCAUUUUAUUGACCUGAUACCCAACAAAGAAUUUUAUUCAUUGGGUAGAACAAAUGAUCAAGAUCUGUAAGGGUAUAAUCCAUCACAGGGGCACCAUAAAAUGUGUGUAUUUAUUUUAUUUGUGUAAAUUAUGGUAUGCCUAUUAAUAAGUUUUCCCGUAAUACUUAGUUUAUAUACACAAUGGGAAAUAAACUAAUUUACUAUUCUUCCUGGUAAUAUUGCUUUUGCUGAGUUCAUCACAAUUAAUGGUAAUUGUUGAAAUUUGAUGAAAUUUAGCACUUGUAUAAGGCCUUUUACUUAUUAUGAUAAAAAUUAUCUUCAUUUCCAGCUAUCCCUCCAAUUUUCUCCUUUUCAUAACAUUCCCUUAUUUAAAAAAAAAAAAAAGAUUAAAAAACAAUAACAGUCCAGCAACCAACACAUUGACUGAAUCUGACAAUAGAUGCAACAUUUCACAUCUAUUAUCUCCAACCCCUUCUAUGAAGGGAGGGAGGUACAUUUUCUGAACUCCUUUCUGGGGCUAAGCUUGAAUUGACAUUGCUGUCAUAAUGUGUACUUUGCUGAUUCAUUUGCCUUCACUCAUAAGUCUUCCUACGUUUCUCUUUUUUUUGGUGGUACAGUAGUAAUGCAUUUUGUUCAUGUGCAACAAUAUAUUGAGCCAUUUCCUAAUAAUUGUGUUGGUAUGCUAUUACUUUUAGAUGAUCUAAAAGAAACAUUUGGAGGAUAGGGAAGCAGAGAUGAGACUCAGGAAAAUUCUGAUAAGAAUUGAUAACCAACUAUAUCAAAUUAGCCAUUUUAAUUUAAGCCCUUAGAUUUAAGACUUGUUAUUUUCUAACAGCUCUUUUACCAUUAGAUAAAAAAUGAGUUUGUUUAAAAUAUAAACAUGAUUUGCAGCUAAUUCUUUUUUGAAAUAGAUAUAGGGACUUUCAAAUGUCAGUAUGAGUAGAUCUAUUUUAUUUUAACAUUUAACCUAUUUUAUGAUACCUUUUCCCAUCCCCACUGGGUAUUCUUUCAUAGUUGACCAACUUCCAGUAACGUUUACAAAUGGUUUGUGAAAUCAGUCAUUUAGAUUGGAUUUUAAUCCACAAAUAACUAUUCUUUUAGGUUUAAAUGAGGGUUGUUUGAAAGGUGUAGGAGCUCAUAUCAUAGGCCAAUAGCAAUUUCUUUUAUUGAAACAAUUCUUUAAAGAUUUAUUUUACAGGGAAAUUGGUUCUAUAUACUUUACAUUUGUAUGGUUCUCUUUCAUAGCUUGUAUGUGGUUAUAAGAAUUAUAUUUAAUCUACAUAAUCUACAUAUUUCUCUAUUCAUACCUUUUAUCAUUAUUUUCUGAAUUAGUAAACAAAUCAUAAUCAACUUUGAGAGCCGAGAUAUUAAAGAUUUGAUUUAACUGUGAAAAAGAUUUAACUUAAGUCUGUGAAGAAAGUCAAAUGUGAGGGAAUUGUUAUAACUGUACCUCAAAUAUUGUACCUCAUGAAAUACAACCUUUUAAUGUAGGCUUAAUUUAAUUUCACAAAUAAAAUUAAUUGAUGAAUGUGUAA